CGCAGCGAAAAGCACGGACCCCGGUGAAAAGUCACGCGUGGCUCGACAUGCCCAGCGCCCCCGCCGGGCUCCCGCUCGGCAGCGUGGUCUUCCCUGGCGACCGCGUCGCGCGCGUCGCCGACUUCGAGCGCGUGCUGCUCGGCUCCGGCGUCCGGCGCGAGGGGCCGCUCCUCGUGUCGACGAGGGCCGGCGUGCUCGGCUGGGACACCGAGUCGUCGCGGCUGUGGGUCGAGGCGGAGCAGCGGCGGUACGUUCCCGUGCUGGGCGAUCAUGUGAUUGGCGUCGUCGCUGAGAAGCACGCCGACGAGUACCGCGUCGACCUCGGCGCCGCCGCGCCAGCCACGCUGCCCGUGCUCAGCUUUGACGGCGCGACCAAGCGCAACCGGCCGCACCUCGCGGUGGGCGCGUUGGUGUACGCGCGCGUGGUGGUGGCCAACAAGGACAUGGAUCCGGAGAUCAGCUGCGCUGCGCCGCCCGGCGUCUCGUCCCGCGACUGGGUGACGCGCGAGUCGCUCUUCGGCGAGCUGCUGGGCGGAUACUCGUUCGAUUGCCCGAGCGGGCUAUGCCGCGCGAUGGCGGCGGACGCGCCCUGCCCGCUGCUGGAGGCGCUCGGCGCCGUGGCCGCCUUCGAGGUGGCGGUCGGCGUCAACGGCCGCGUCUGGGUCGACGCGGCGCAGGCCUCAAUGCUCAUCCUCUCGCAGCAGGCGAUGCUGCUCUGCCACACGCACCCGCCCGAGUCGCACCAGAGGCUCGUGCAGACGCUGGCGGGAGGGAGUGACGGCUACCGCGGCGAGGGAGGGUGAACCGGGACCGUACAUGGAGGCGCGCGAGACAGCGAGAGACAGCGAGAGACAGCGAGAGGUGCAGCUGACGCAGAGAGAGCCCGGCGCCAUCGCGCGGAUUCGUGAACGAGUUGCAAAAUCGAAAGCGAACGUAUGCGGUUUGGUGUUUUGGUGAGACACACUGGAUACAGUCUGUUG
Molecule: messenger RNA, 980 nt
Organism: Emiliania huxleyi CCMP1516
Lineage: Eukaryota; Haptophyta; Isochrysidales; Noelaerhabdaceae
Exons: 2
Coding region: 48-803 (251 amino acids)
Biological process (GO): exonucleolytic trimming to generate mature 3'-end of 5.8S rRNA from tricistronic rRNA transcript (SSU-rRNA, 5.8S rRNA, LSU-rRNA); poly(A)-dependent snoRNA 3'-end processing; TRAMP-dependent tRNA surveillance pathway
Cellular component (GO): cytoplasmic exosome (RNase complex); nuclear exosome (RNase complex)
Molecular function (GO): RNA binding
Source: RefSeq, a predicted model, not a curated record